AUGAGCGGCCCCCCUCCGCCGCCUCCGCCUCAUGGCGGAGUGCCAAAGGGUACUGGCCUACCUCCGGGCAAAUAUGACAUUUUUGUCAUUCCUGAGCAUUCCUCCGGAGGCGGGUUCUUAUACUUGCCGUCUAUGCAACCCAAUGUAAACAGCUUCGCCGCUGGGUUUGCUUCGGCCCUGAUACUCGUCGUCCUUGGCCAGACUUUGGCUCCCGCUUUCCGAACUUGGUGGGAAACCUUCCAUGGCUUAGGAAAUGUGGCAAUGGGAAUGUUAGUUGUUGGUGUCGGUUUCGGAGCAUGGGCCCUUGGUCGUUUCCAGAAUCAAGUCCCGGGCGGUGCUGGUGGUCCAGGUGGUAGUGGUUCAGGCGGUUCCGGUCGAGGUUAUGGAGGAGCAUGGAGCUCGGGUUUCCGAUCAGCAAACGCUGGGGGACCUCCUCCCCCUCCUCAUGGAACUCCUCCUCCACCUCCUCCCCAUCAUGACACCCCUCCCAGGCCCCCGCCUCAUAGUGGUCCCAGAACGUCCUGGCAAGGAUCACCGCCAUCAGAUUCUACCGCGCGGCCUCACCCGGAGCCUCAGACAGCUGGAGGUGACCCAGAACCACCUCCACGACCGCCUCACCAGACUCGACCUCCAGCGCCACAAACUCCUCCCGAGACGCCUCCGCCGAAGCAGAGAUCCAAGAAGUCGAAGUCGAAGCCGAGAGACUCGUCACCUCUUUCGAAAGCUCGUCAACAGAGUCCACCUCCCAAACCUAAGUCUAGGCCGGUGCCAGAACCCGAAUCAGAGCCUGCGCGUGGCCCUACUCCCGAAUCCAAGGCCGCGAAAGCUGAAGCAGAAAGAAUCGAGGCAGCAAGGGCUGAGGCAGCGAAGGCUGAGGCAUUGAAAGCUGAGGCAAUCAAAGCUGAAGCAGCGAAAGCCGAAGCACUUAGAGCCGAAGCACUGAAAGCCGAAGCACUGAAAGCUGAGGCAGAAAGAAUCGAGGCAGCAAAGGUUGAAGCAUUGAAAGCUGAGGCGUUAAGAGUCGAAGCAGAAAAGGCUGAAGCAAAGAGAGUCGAGGCAGCCAGGCAGAAAAGCUCGUGGGAGAAAGCCCGAGAGGAAAUGAAGAAAAAGGAAGAGGAGCGCAGAAUCAAGGAAGCUGAGAAGAAACGACGAGAGGAGGCUGCAAAGCGACUUGCGGAGCUCAGGGCAAAGGACGCUAAAGAGCGACAAGAAAGAGAAAAGGAGCGUGAGCGCAGGGAUCAAGAGGGCAGGGAGAGGAGAGAACGUCUCGAGGCCGAGCAACGUGCCAAUGAUCUUGCAAUCAAGCUGGAGCAUGAACGAAAGGAACGAGAGCGUUUGGAAAAGGAGGCCAAGGAAAUUCGCGAGCGACUGGAAAAGGAAGCCAGGGAAGCUCGUGAGCGAGAAGAACAACGCGAAAAGGAGGCUCGCGAACUUGAAGCCAAGAAGAAGAAGGAAGCUGAGGAGCGCGAAGCAAGACGUAAGAAGUUCGCUGCUGAACGUGAAGCUCUAAGGAAGAAGGAAGCGGAGGAGGCCAAACGACGAGAGGAAGAGAAGCAGAAGAAGGAGCUCGAGAAACAACGCGAACAGGAAAAACUCGAGAAAGAGAAGGCCGAAAAGGAGAGAGCUGAGAAGGAGAAGGCUGAAAAGGAACGACUUGAAAGAGAAACGGCUGCAAAAGAAACUGCAGCCCGGCAACCAAGCAGUUACGCCUACUCGGGCGUUGGUGAGAAGACAAGCAUGUGGCCCAACGGUCGCCCGCCAGCACCCAAGUCGACGACCUCAUCUACUUCCAGGCCUCCUCCCAGCGCAGCUUCCACUCAACGAAAUGCCACUCCCUCUGCCGCCCGGUCUAAUGUCUCUGGCGUUAGCACAGAGAACUCAUACCGGCCAUAUGAUACGCCCAAGCAGCCUAAGCGUAAGAACUCUGUAUCUUCAAUUGGCUCCGAGUCAUCGUGGGCGGCUUCGCAGACUACUGGUCGAACCACGCCACCUGCUUCGAUGCGCGGAGGGCCUUACUCCACCAAGGACCCUGACAAGAUUGUCAUUUCAGGUGUAUACCUGUUCAUGAACCAGUUCUCCAAAACACCCGCCAGUCAGCUCAUCUCGGGUGUUGGAACUGUCACUGACGGUCUUAUCCUCCGUAUAACCACUGAAGGCCUUUUCAUCGAUGACGAUGUGCGAAGUGUCCCACAGAGAGAAUGGGACGUUAAGGCUUGGACCUUGAAACAAGUUGAGACUGGAGAGUGGAAAUCCCAAGGUCUUCACCUGUUGCGGGCCACGGUCCGAGACCAAGAAGGAAAACGGUACCUAUUCGUUAUCGAUGAAUCGGAGUAUUGGAAGGUUACCGUCGGACUCCAGCGUCUCAGACGUGGUACUCAAGUCAGGCAGCUUGCCGUCAGCGGGAUGGCAGCCUCGGAUGCUCGAACAACCCUUGAGAUGCUGGGGUGGGCUUAA
Fusarium sp. VM40 is the source of this 2454-nucleotide messenger RNA. Lineage: Eukaryota; Fungi; Ascomycota; Sordariomycetes; Hypocreales; Nectriaceae. The record is from the annotation of a GenBank genome assembly.